AUGACGUUCCUCCGACUCAUCCUUGUGAGGAUAGGUCAUCUCUUCAAAUCCAUAGCAGCUUUAUGCUCCAGAAUUCUUUGUUUUUUCAGUAGACGACGGGAUCAUAUUGGGGAAUUGCCAUAUACAGUAGUUGUUGCCAAGAAUAAUCCUAGUGACAUUUCGAUUCCGGAACGAGUUUCGACUGAUUCAGUUGGUGGUUGGGAUAAUCAAUGGGAUACCAAGCAAAACGUAGAAAAUAAAAUUGAACAAUGGAGAAGUACAAAGAUAGCACCUCCACAAGUUCAAGAAACUCAGGAACCCGAUUUCUUCAAUGACAUGCAGCCCGAUUUCAAAAAGGCCAAAAAAGUCAUCUUAAGACCAAAAAUGUCUUCUCAAGACUCAGUUGAGAAAAAGAACUUAUUCAACUAUACUGAUGAUGUAGCUGUACCACCGGAAUUAGAAUUAAUAAUAUUAUAA
Molecule: messenger RNA, 456 nt
Organism: Auanema sp. JU1783
Lineage: Eukaryota; Metazoa; Nematoda; Chromadorea; Rhabditida; Rhabditidae
Source: the annotation of a GenBank genome assembly